This is a messenger RNA of Coprinopsis cinerea okayama7#130, 1173 nucleotides long. RefSeq lists its product as hypothetical. Lineage: Eukaryota; Fungi; Basidiomycota; Agaricomycetes; Agaricales; Psathyrellaceae. The coding region runs from base 1 to 1173 and encodes 390 amino acids. The record is from RefSeq and is a predicted model, not a curated record. The transcript has 2 exons.
AUGUCGUCAAAUUAUUCCAACGACCGGAACCCGCCAGUGUUGGCGAUAGUCGCAAUCGUGGUGCUCGUUGUUUUCGUCAUCGCCGCCGUGAUUCUGUAUUCACUCAAGUCUCGGCAACUCGAUCGUGAAACAGCUUCCGCUACCGCGAAUAGCCGACCAAUAGCUCUCCGGAGGCGAGGAAGUGCACGCUCGGUGAAUAAUAGACCGGAUCCCGAAAUCCUCGCCGAUCCACCUCCUUCGUAUGGUGAACACAGCGAUGGAAAGUUGGUGGAGGAAUUCGACGCCGAAUACGACGUACCUGCGGCCUUCGAGCUUAUCAGGUCGAUAGCCAAGGCUGUCACUCUUCCCGUACCAAUCCUGCCAACCGAAGCGCCACCAGAGAGCAGCCCUCAUCCAUCGUCAACAGAAGGCUCGGCGGAGGAGGUGGAGACGCUGACGACGUACGAAAAGAUGCGGCGAACUCAGCGGCUGGUCGGGGACCUCAAAAGGCUUAACGCUGCGGCCCCAAUUGAGGGAUACCCAGUUGGCUCUCCCGAGUAUUGCAAGGCCAAUCGACUGAGAGAGUCGAUUGCGAGCCUUAUGGAACCUCCAUCCUCGCCUAUGUCUUCGCGGGCUCCCUCGAUCGUUAUCUCGUUGGCGGGUUCGGCACAUUGGCCUGACUCACGGCCGAGCUCUUUCGUUUCAACGUCGUACGCCUCGUCGGUGCCUUCACGACCUGGGUCUUCCAACGGCCACGGCGAAUCCUCGUCAUCACCAUCAUCAGCUUCCCACCACACUCACCCUCAGCGUGCAUCCCUAUACGAGCGUAUGCUCGAAAUCCAAACGCUCCUGGAUCGGAUAGACGAAAUCACCUCCUCUUCCAGUCCUCCAUCAUCAGCGUCUUUAGAACCUCGGCCACAACCGACCUCGGAAGAAGUGAAUGUAACCGUGAAGGAGCUUCGGAGGAGGAUUGCGGAAUUGAUGGAGCAGCCGGAGAGGUCUCCUACGUAUUCUGAGUCUGACGGUGGGGUUGCUGGAGAUGCGAGCGCGAGCUCGAGCUCGAGGAUGGGUGGAGUGGACCGCGAUCGCUCUUCACUGCCUCCGCCGUAUCGACGGCCUACGUUGGAUACUGCACACGGGCCAACGCUGACGGCUGAGCCUGAGUCUGUGAUCGCACCCUCACGGACUUCAUGA